This is a messenger RNA of Camponotus floridanus (Florida carpenter ant), 3115 nucleotides long. It is a transcript of the gene LPCAT, whose product is annotated as lysophosphatidylcholine acyltransferase. The transcript is spliced from 11 exons. Lineage: Eukaryota; Metazoa; Arthropoda; Insecta; Hymenoptera; Formicidae. The record is from RefSeq and is a predicted model, not a curated record. The coding region runs from base 326 to 1813 and encodes 495 amino acids.
GGUCGCAGGAGAAGGCGCGAGAGCGCUCGCGGUGGCGCGUGUCCGGAUAGCCAGUCUAGCGUCGACCGUUAACCCUUCCGCAAGGGUGUGCGCGCUCCGUACGCUCCGGCUCCGAUUAACGUCAGUGUUGCCCUCGGGUUUCAAUCCCGCGUUCAAUUUACUUUACGCAUUCGGCAUCGUGUUCUCUUCCUGCUUCUCUUCCUAUCUUUUUUCUUUUUCUCCAUCUCUCGAACGAGAAGGACGACCGUCGAAGGACACUUCGACGCUUCACUCUCACGACACGGGUAUCGGUUGAGAGUUUCGUUUUCUCUUCCGUUCCAUCGGAAUGAACGGACACGCAAGGAACGAGCGACCGGACGACGAAGCCGAUGCCGCGUCGCUCGGCGCCGAUAUACUCAACCCCUUCGUGCAUCGGCUCGAACUUGGCUCGACCUACGACAAGCUCAAGACGAUAUUCUUGACAAUCGCCCUCUUGCCGUUCAGGCUAGCUGCCAUCAUGACUUUGAUGAUACUUGCGUGGCUAUUAGCUUGCUUAGGUUUGCAUGGAUUGUCCGAAGAAGAUCUUCGGCGAGCUCCUCUCACGGGCUGGAGACGCAAAUUAGUGCCAUGGAUAUGUUUCGUGGGCCGACUUACUUACCAAGCCGGCGGAAUGAAAAUCGUGGUCCGAGGAAAACAGGCUUCUAGAUCGGAAGCACCGAUUCUGGUCCUUGCCCCGCACUCGACCUUCAUUGACGGCGGCAUCGUUUACGUCACCGGAUUUCCUUCCAUCAUCGUCAGACGAGAAUCGGGAUUAAAUCCAUUUAUAGGAAAACUCAUCAACUACACGCAGCCAGUCUACGUCUGGAGGGAAGAUCCAAAUUCCCGUCAGAAUACUAUCAAGGAAAUAAUUGAAAGAACUACUUCUAAGGAGGAUUGGCCGCAGGUUAUGAUAUUUCCUGAAGGAACCUGUACAAACCGGUCGUGUUUGAUUACCUUUAAAUCAGGUGCCUUCUAUCCCGGUGUGCCAGUGCAACCAGUAUGCAUCAGAUAUCCCAACAAAUUGGACACGGUAACAUGGACAUGGGAAGGUCCUGGCGCGUUGAAAUUGCUGUGGUUGACGUUAACGCAGCUAAAUAGCAGCUGCGAGAUCGAGUUUUUACCCGUCUACAUUCCUAGCGAGGCGGAAAAACUGGAUCCCAAACUGUACGCAAACAAUGUACGACGUCUUAUGGCAGAAGCAUUGAAAAUUCCCGUUUCGGAUUACACGUAUGAUGAUUGUCGGAUUAUUAGAAAGGCCCAUCAAUUGCAUCUACCACACGCAUCUAAUAUCGUAAAAACCCAUAAACUUCGAUAUAAGUUGGGUUUAGUGGCAUCAAAGACGGAAGAAGAGCUCGUUCAGAAGAAGAUAAACAAUUUCGGCGAAGUAAACCUGCACGAAUUUGCGCAAAUUCUUAGAUUAGACGAAAGGGAUCCAACCACUCAGCAAUUGUUUCGUAUUCAUGACAGACUCGGACAGGGAAAGAUCGAUCUUGAGGAAUAUAUUUUCACUGUACUAGUAACAGCGAAUGCAUCCUCGGAACUAGACAAGGUCGAGAUUGCAUUCAAUGUAUGCGGUUCGAGAAUGACAAUGUGUUUGACGCAGGCGGAACUUAGAAAAGCCUUGAGGUUAUCAUUAAACAUGCCAGCAGAAGAAUCCAACAGGAUUUUUCAGCAGGCCAGAAAGCAAGACGUUCACACAGUGAGCUUCGAGGACGUUCUGGUACAACUAUCGAACCGAACAGAGUAUGCACACUUAUUCAUCGGGAGUAACGAAAAUUCGAAGAAGGCCAUUUGAAAGUGUCUUUUGGAGCCCGAUGUUUCUGAAGAACAUCGAGGUAUACCUUUUCAUAAUCCCAUCUGCUCCACUCCCGUAUGAGAAAUGUAUCUAAGGUACUUCGAAGUGAAACUAUGUUGUCGUCAGAAGUUGCAAUCGCACGUACGCGAUAAUUUAGACAGCUUUAGUGUCUUUCCUAUAAUCCUGUAAAUUAGAGGAAAUGAAUAAUUUAGUAAUAGGAGAACUUAGAAUUCUAAGAUUUGAGAAUUCUAAAUAAUUUUAAACAUUUGACAAUUUAGAAAUAUUUAUUUAAAAAAUUGUAGAAUCCUCGAGGAUGUGAAAAUCCAAAGAUACACAACAUGAUCUUAGAUUUCCAAGAUUGCAAGAGAUUUGAGGAUUUUAUGAUCUAGCGAUCGGAGAUACUAAAGAUUGACAAUAUCUUAUUCAAGAAUUUAAAAGCCUAAAGAUCUGAGAAAACAACCAUCUUUGUUAGUAUCGAUAUAUUUAAAGAUUAGAAUUUGAAUUCUCAAAAGUCUUAGAAUAUAAAUAUUCGAAGAUCUUAUGGAUUUUAUUUCCAAAAAUGAGGAUCUAAGAAUAUUAAAAUACGAAGAGGGAAAAAUUUCAACAGUCUUCUUGUAUAGUACACAUUAGUUUAAUGAUCCAAUCACGGAAGCUUCUUCCUGGCUCGAAAAGUUGAGAAGUUUCGAGUACAUUUAUGACAUAUAAUGCGAAUGUGAAUUUAAGACAAGAAAAAAUGAAGGGUAGAUAAUAAAUGGCAUAAUUUAUUUUUCGGCCCGAUAGUCCAUGCCACGUGUUAGAUACAGGCAUGCAUAUUCAAACACACAUAUAUAUAUAUAUAUAUAUAUAUAUAUAUACACGCUAAGUUAUGUACAUAUUUAUUAAAUACUGUAAAGUGACAUGUGUGUAUAGGCAAAUACACACACACACAUACAUAUACACAUAAUAUAAACCUAGCCAUGCAGGGAUUGUGCAAAUCGAUAAAUAUCGUCUGUAUGCACACUCAAGUGCAUUCAUGUGUGUACGUAUAUAUGUAUAUAGAAUGAGGAUAUGUGGGUGUAAUCAAAGAGAAAGUGUACCCACUUUGUAAUAUCUGUAUAUGAAUGAAAUGGCCAAAGUGUGUUUAAGAGCGCGCAUUGUUAGUAAUUAUUCUGAGUUAAAAACAUGUUGAGUUAUAGAAUGUUUUACUAUAAACCAGUAUGUUAAAAAUAACAGUAUUUAUUGAACAAAAACUUCUCUUAGCUUUUAUUGCAAUACAUACUAUAAACCAGUAUGUUGAAAAUAACAGUAUUUAUUGAACAGAAA